Micropterus dolomieu (smallmouth bass) is the source of this 4687-nucleotide messenger RNA. Its product is annotated as interleukin-1 receptor accessory protein-like. The transcript has 12 exons. Gene Ontology annotation, biological process: signal transduction. The record is from RefSeq and is a predicted model, not a curated record. Lineage: Eukaryota; Metazoa; Chordata; Actinopteri; Centrarchiformes; Centrarchidae. The coding region runs from base 583 to 2406 and encodes 607 amino acids.
UCCUACAGAGAGAGAAACAGAGAAAGUUGAAGCUCCUCCGCGCAGCUGGAGCGGAUCUUAAAGCAGACAGUGUCGCUGCGCUUCUUCCGGUCUGAACUUGAGUCCAGCUGUCAGCAGCUGUCUCUCUGUUCUGGUUCCUUCAGCGGCUGAUCGCAACUCUUGGUGGCUUUAAUUAGUUAAUCAGCUUAUUACUUUACUCCGGGCUCGUUAAUUACCCGGACAGCCUCCCCGCGCCGCCGCCGCCGCUCAGCUGGAAGACUUCCCGGACCCGGACCCGCGGGGACCGCCCGGUGCGCCGCCGUUACUCCCGGAGAUUUACAGCCGGUGAUCGAGCCCUGACACGGGGCCGUUAAUCAGCUGCUCCCCGGGCUGCGGUGUGCGGGAGUCCGCUGCAGGACUCCCGUCACGCCUCACACACUAAGCACAUAAAGACCCGGGAUACCCCGACAGUCGGCCUGGGACCCGCCCGCCCCCCCCCAUCCAGUUCAGCUCCGCCCGCCCGCCGGAACGCUCAGCUGUAUAACCGCGACUGGUUCAUCCCGAGCGGCCAGAUACGGAGCAGACCUUCCAGACCUGCUGCCAAUGGCGUCCUUCAUCUCCACCCUCCUCCUCGUCUUCAUCGUGGUGGUCAGUCAGUCCAGCGACCCGUCAGAGCCCAUGUGUUAUGACUGGGGGGAGUCCAGUGAGAGGGCGGUCUCAGUCCUGGAGGGGGAGGCCGGGUGGCUCUCCUGUCCUCUCUUUUCUCACCCCUCCGUCUACAACUACACCUCCACCCAGAGCGCCGGACACAACCUCUUCUGGUACCGCCACCCUGAGGGUCACGACCUGGAACAGCCAAUCACUUACAGCUCGCGGCUCAGCAAAGACAGAGAGAGACUGUGGCUGCAGCCGGCCGCCGCCGCCGACACCGGCCUGUACAUCUGUAUGCUACGCAACAAGUCGUCCUGCAGUAAGAUCGCCAUGCGUCUGAAGGUGUUGCGGCCUGACGAGGUGGUCCGCGGUCUUGAUUGCGAGCCUGCAGUUGCCGUGGCAGCAAGUCAUGUGGUCAUCCCUCUGCAGGAAGGGAAGAUGCUGCACUGUCCGGACCUGGAGGACGUUGCCAAGAUAGCUGACAGCAAGCCAACUGUCACCUGGUCCCAUGUGAGAGAGAAGUGGUGUAAGAAUCCGUUCUGGAACAGCGACCGGGAGCCGAAAGGAACCAGUCUGCAGGUUCACGUCAUGUUGAUCCCAUAUAUGGGUUUAUAUUACUGCACCGUCCACUACCAGAGGAGGGGCAAAACACUCAACUUCACCAGGAGCAUCAACGUCACCGCAGUCUAUCCGUCUUCUUUGCCCAAAAUACCCAGCAUCCUCCACCCGGCUGAAAACCAGGUCUUCACUGUCAAACAGGGCACAGAGGUGCGUCUGGUGUGCAAAGGUCUGUUCCCCUACCUGGAAUCUGCGUGGGACAUCUGGUGGACAGUAGAUGGGAAGACGCUGGACAAACAUCCCGACCACCGAUUCUCCAAAACCAGCAGACUGUUGAAGGUGGACUACGGGGACCGGACGGAGGAGAGCGUGCUGGUGAUCCAGGACUUCCGGUUUGAAGACCUGAACAGAGAGUAUAACUGCUCUGUGAGGAACGAGAGAGGCUUCGAGACCCGCCGAGCUCAGCUGGAGUUGGAGGUGUGGUUGCCGUCGGUGGAGCUGGGUUGUGGUCUCGGCGUGACUCUGGUCCUCAUGCUGCUUCUCUUCGUGGUUUAUCACGUCUUCUGGUUGGAGCUGCUGCUGCUCUAUCGCUCCUGGUUCGGCACAGAUGAGCGACACACAGAUGAUAAGGAGUACGACGUGUACAUCUCGUACGCGAGGAACAGCGAGGAGGAGCAGUUUGUUCUGUCGACGCUGCGCAGAGUUCUGGAGGCCGAGCUCGGAUACUCAGUGUGUAUCUUUGACAGGGACAGUCUGCCGGGAGGGACCAUCACAGAUGAGACUCUGAGUUUCGUGGCUCGUAGCCGGCGCCUCCUGGUGGUUGUUAGCCCAGGCUACGCCUCUCAGGGCUCCCAGGCCCUGCUGGAGCUGAAGGCCGGCAUCGACGGCAUGGCGCUAGGCGGGCACCUGCGGGUGAUCCUGAUCCAGUACAAGCCGGUCCGGAGGCAGGGCUGGGUCAGGGAGCUGAGGAGAGCCCGGGUGGCCCUGGCGCUGGUCCGAUGGCAGGGGGACAAGUCCAAGGAGCUGACGUCCCACUUCUGGAAGAGGCUGAGGGUGGAGUUACCUGUGAGGAGGGUUAGCAGUAGGGAGGAGGAUGAGGAGAGCAGUAAGGAGGUGGCCCUGAUGAGGAUGAUUAGUCAGAACAGCACAAACUCUCAAACAGGGCUCAUCACCAACACGGUUAAAGACCCGCAGACCGUCCUCAACUGUGCAGCGUAGCCUUUACAGAGGACUACAUGUGGGUCCUCUCAGUCUCCACAGAACUCUUAAAAGACAUAACUUCAUUAUGACGGGAACCAUGGAGGGCCCACAGUCGGCAUAUGUGUGAUAGAGCUGGGACAGCCUUGGUCUGCACAGAUGUUCCCUUUUUCUGGAUCCAGAUGAGAGUCUCUCUUUUCACCAUCCUCUAAAAGUAGCUACAUGAUAUUUCUAGGUAGGGCUGAUAAAACAAGUACCAAAACGGUGCCUGGGACAAGUUACAACACCAAAGCUCUUAUCAGUUUUCUACAAAACCUUUAUUUCCAUUUAACACAGGACUGAAACUCUGUUUCAAUGAUAAAUAUUAGCAAUGAUAUAUAUGUAACUUACGAUUAGACUUUCACAUAAAACUGGUGGUUAAUUUUGUGAAACAUCGCAAUUUGGUUAGGUUAGGUCUUGUGUGUUGAACAAGGACGCUACAGGCUGCCACGUGCGUUACAAACUGACGCCAACGGGUCUUGACCAUGCGUCCAUAUGUGACGAUUUGGGAGUGAGAACAGGCUCAUCAGUAAUCGUGAGCUAAUUAUAUCUUGGUGCUUCGACUCGUAUCCCACCUCGCACCAGUCUGGCCUGAGGGUGGCGCUAGAGGAAAGGUCAUGGAGUCAUUCUAAAGAGUUCAUCGUCUGGAAAGUACGAAUGGGAUCAGGGCAUUUCAGGACAAUCCAGUCCAGUCUAGGUAGCUAUAUUAAGUGUUGGCUGGACAAGCAGCAGCUCUCCACAGACUGUUCACAGAGCAGACAAAGAUAUAAAAAAAUACAGUGUGGAGAUAAAACACUUCUCCAGAGACCAACAGCAAAGGAUGCUAUUUACCUUUUCUGCCUCAGUAUUAGUUGCCCUCUCAUUAUCAGCAUCAUCACAUUUCAUCUGCACCAUAUCCAUUGAUUAUCACUGUGUAUGUUGUAUUACUGCAGCGUCUGUCCAGAUUACAGAGCAUUUGGUUGUCUUUAAGAAGUCUGGCCAAACUGGUACUAUAUGUGUUUGCUUAGAAGCCAGGAGUUUGGGUUUUUCUUACUGUUUGUACAAAGAGGGCAGAGGCAGCCAACCACAGCAGCUGAUAGGCUGAGACAUCUGUCAGUCAAGGCAAAAAUACACAUAAACCAAGACAUGUUAAAGGAAGUGAAAAAACGGAACUUGUGGAAAUAAGACAAACAUUUUAGGACACCUCAGACUCAGCGGUGCUUUGGUCCACCUGUUCUUUGAGCCGAAAGCUGUGUCUCAAUUUUGAUACUUCCAUCAGUAAACUCACAUGCAGUACACUGCGUACACUAUGUACUUACUUGCAUAGUGUGUGAAUUGCAAUAGGGUAGUGUCUCAAAUCAAACACGGUGGUUGUGCACUUACUGGAAAUGACAAUCCAAACAUUUGACCGCUUCUUCUUCUUUUUAAUCGCGAAUUUUAACCGGGUAGAUCAUUAUUGCCAUCAUUUGACCCUCUGAUUGUCACCGGCCAAAAUAUCUGCUGAGCUUCUUUGCUAACUUAACAAUUCAGUUUUAUUUAAAAAAUUACGUAUUUUUAGAACCACAACAUUGCAGCUUCUUUGGCCACCAUUUCCGCCAGCUUGAAAAUGAGUUAGCGGUCCCUCCCCUUCCGCUAAGUAGCCAAGAUGGCGACCGUUGAAUGUGAGAAGUGUCCAGCGUUCCACACUCAGCUUUUUGAUGUUAUGAGUAAACUAUCUGGGUACUCACAGUGCAUUGCAUUCUGCUAUAAUUGUCAGUGUUAACACACUCAAAAUAGUAAUUGUAAGUAUGGAAGGGCGCAAAUUGAGACACAGCAUAAGGCUAAUGUUAGGAUGCCUUAGCAUGUUUAAGAUCCUAAUAGUACCAUAUAUUAUAUCAGCAUUUAUUUCAGUUAGUUAACAGAUAUCUUAUACACGGGAAAUGUUAAGGGUAGAAGAAGACUAGAAGAACUAGAAGAAAAGUAAAAGGAUCAUCACAGUCAGGGAGAUUCAAUUGAAAUAAAUAAAGUUGGGUGUCGUCUGCGUAGAGGGAGAUUACAAUGUCAUAUGCUCUAGUCUUUAAAAGAACCACAGCUGUAAAAUGUUACAGUUAAUACACACAGAGGAGGGACAUUUCAAAUAUUAGUAAAACUGAUUGUUACUUUAAAAUGUUGCUGUCACAAUGCACUUUCUGUUUCCACUUUUAUACUUAUUAAAAAUGACAGUAUUGUAAUUAGUUAAUGCAUGCAGGCACUCAGUAUUUCAUCUGUUUUUUGUUUUUGUUAAUAAAUGAUUUUUUAAAUUUAA